AUGGCUGGAGAUGUGGUAACUAAAUCUGUGUCACUUUCUACAAAAUUGCUAUCUAAAACUUUGGUAAUCCAUUCGACGUGUUUGUCAAAGGGUCAAACGGAGAAGGUCGAUGGGCUUGUCAAGAUUUCAUAUAUUUUCAAUGAGAACGCUGAUAAGGAUCCUGAGGUUAGAGUUUUUGUAAAGGAUGAAGGGUCGAUUGGGAAGAAAAUGAGAGAGGCUAGGUUGGCUAAAGGGAAAUCGAUUUUAUUGAAGAAGGUGAGGUUGUAUGUACAAAGUAUGGCGAAGGGUGAUUUGGAGGCCAAAAGGGUGGAGGCGAAGAGUAAUCAAUUGGUUCUGCCUGUGGCAGCUAUGGAGACUGCCCCUACGGCGUCACAGCGAGCAGUGGUGGUUGAGAAGAAGAUGAGUAAAGGAUUUAGAAGCCAUAAAAAAUAA
Molecule: messenger RNA, 432 nt
Organism: Cucurbita pepo subsp. pepo (vegetable marrow)
Lineage: Eukaryota; Viridiplantae; Streptophyta; Magnoliopsida; Cucurbitales; Cucurbitaceae
Source: RefSeq, a predicted model, not a curated record